Molecule: messenger RNA, 6114 nt
Organism: Struthio camelus australis
Lineage: Eukaryota; Metazoa; Chordata; Aves; Struthioniformes; Struthionidae
Gene: SYNPO2
Product: synaptopodin 2
Biological process (GO): positive regulation of actin filament bundle assembly
Cellular component (GO): Z disc; nucleus; stress fiber
Molecular function (GO): actin binding
Source: RefSeq, a predicted model, not a curated record
CCGCAGCAGCAGCAACAGUGUGGUGCUCUGGGUCUCCAGCUCUGCCUGGCAGACAAAUCUCAAGCUCAGCGAACAGCUGCAAGACAGCUUUUCCAUCUUCUGCAUAUGAACACUGCCUAACUGCAGCACGAAAAUGGGCACAGGGGAUUAUAUCUGCAUUGCUAUGAGUGGAGGGGCGCCUUGGGGCUUUAGAUUGCAAGGUGGCAAGGAGCAAAAGCAGCCUUUGCAAAUCGCCAAGGUUCGCAGCAAGAGCAAAGCAGCUAAGGCUGGACUCUGUGAGGGGGAUGAGGUGGUGUCUAUCAAUGGUAAACCCUGUGGAGACUUAACCUAUGCCGAAGUUAUCGUUCUGAUGGAAAGCUUGACUGACGUCCUGCAGAUGCUUAUCAAGAGAUCCUCCAGUGGAACAAGUGAAACCUUGAGCGCUGAAAGAGAAAACGGAAAGCACGAUAACAUAAAAAAUGAGAACUAUAGGGAGAGCACUACACUGCAGAUUAACAGAGCCAAAGAGACACCCCACACAGAAUUCUGCAUCACAGAGAUAUACAGUGAGACUCACCAGGGAGCAGAGGAAAGCAACAUAAACUUUUCUGAAAUGAAACAAGAGACCACACAGAGCCACAGAAUUACUCCUAAAGUGAUAGGAACCUCCAAAGUGCUCGUGACAGAUGAGGCUGCUUUCAGAGGGAAGAUAGAAGAAAGAAGGCCAGGCACUAUGGUUGAGCUGCAGUUGUCCCUCUCACAUGAGGGGCACAAGGGCACCAAUGCUCCUGCUAUGACUCUCUUAGGGGCAGAAAAAUGCAUCCCUUCAGAAACAGGACCCAGUGUACAACAGGAUGGGACUAGCCCUGUAAUUGCAAUUCCCCUGGGUGUGAAAGAGGGUAACAUCCAGUGGUCAAGUAAAGUAGUCCAGAUUUCUAGUGGCAAAGAGGUCAAGACGAUCCAAGGUGCAGCUCCAUCUCUCCCCAGGGUGGAGGUGAUCCUAGACUGUUCGGACAGGCAGAAGGAAGCACCCAGGUCUCUAGCCGAAAAGGGGUGUGUUGAUUCUCAAGUGGAAGGAGGGCAGUCAGAAGCACCUCCUUCCCUCCUCUCCUUUGCAAUCUCAUCAGAAGGCACAGAGCAGGGAGAAGACGACCAGCACUCGGAAAGGGAUCACAGCAGACCUCUCAAGCACAGGGCGAGGCACGCAAGACUCCGGCGAAGUGAGAGCCUAUCAGAAAAGCAAGUCAAAGAAGCCAAAUCCAAAUGUAAAAGUAUUGCAUUGCUGCUGACAGCAGCUCCCAAUCCCAAUUCCAAGGGGGUGUUGAUGUUCAAGAAGCGUCGCCAAAGAGCGAGGAAAUAUACUUUAGUCAGCUACGGUACUGGGGAGCUAGAACGUUACGAAGACGAGGGUGAAGAAGGGGAAGGUGAAGAAGGGGACAAAGAAAACGCUUUUGAAGUGAGUUUGCUUGCAACAAGUGAGUCAGAAAUAGAUGAAGAUUUCUUCUCUGACAUUGACAAAGACGGCAAGAUUGUGACAUUUGACUGGGACAGUGGUCUACUUGAAGUUGAAAAGAAGACAAAAAGUGGAGACGAGAUGCAGACCCUUCCAGAGACCACGGGUAAAGGGGCCCUCAUGUUUGCCAAGAGACGGCAGAGGAUGGAUCAGAUUACCGCUGAGCAAGAGGAGAUGAAGGCACGCACAGUGCAUGCAGAGGAACGUAGGGAAGCCACUAUGUCAGAGAGCUUCCAGAGAGUGAGCUGCUCAGCCUAUCAGACAAAAGAGGAAGAAAUGUCAAGCAGGCAGGCCUGUGUGAGCAAAAGCUACCUAGAUGCGAGCCAGAAUCAUGACAAAAUGGUACAACAGAACGGCUUUGCGUUAGCACCAGCUUCAGCUUUCUCUUUUCAGACCUCUGAAGCUCAAAAAGCAGCCUCUUUGAAUAAAACAGCUAAGCCCUUCCCUUCUGGGGUUCAGAACCGAGCAGCUGCGCCAUUUUCCCCCACAAGAAAUAUGACUAGUCCUCUUUCAGAUAUACCAGCACCACCUCCCUAUGCUUCCAUUAGCCCGCCACCUGAGGUUUUAUACAGACCAGUAUCAGCUCCCGUAGCCAACAGAGCUGCACCAAUCACGUGGUCAUCCACAGAGCCAACCGAACACAUAGCGACUAGAGAUGAAAGGAUUGCAGUGCCAGCCAAAAGAACUGGGAUACUGCAGGAGGCAAAGAGAAGAAGCACGGCAAAACCAAUGUUCACUUUCAAAGAAUCACCCAAAGUAAGCCCUAAUCCUGCCCUAUUAUCCCUUGUACACAACGCAGAAGGCAAACGAGGUACUGGAGCUGGUUUUGAGUCAGGACCCGAAGAAGACUACCUCAGUUUGGGAGCAGAAGCUUGCAAUUUCAUGCAGACUCAAGCAUCUAAACAAAAGACCCCUCCUCCUGUUGCUCCAAAGCCCUCAGUCAAGGUCUCUCCUACUGCUGGUACCCCAAUUUCACCAGUUUGGUCACCUCCAGCUGUAGCUUCUAUCAAGGCUCCUUCCUUCCCAGCUCCAAUCUCACCUCAGGCAGCAUAUCCUGCACCACUCAAAUCCCCACAGCAUCCCCAUUCUCCUCCUGCCCACCCCCCCAGUACUCUUAAGCUAGCGGGUCCUUUUAAAGGGCCUCAGGCAACCAUAGCAAGUCCAAACAACACACCCAAGACAACACCAACCACACCAAGUGCUGGAGGAACGAAGCAAACCUUUGAGAUACCGCCAGCUAUGAGUGGAAAAGGAGCACAGUUAUUUGCCAGAAGGCAGUCUCGAAUGGAGAAAUACAUUGUAGAUUCAGAGACUGUGCAAGCAAACAUGGCACGAGCUUCAUCCCCAACUCCCUCUUUACCAGCUUCUUGGAAGUAUUCAUCUAAUGUUCGAGCACCACCACCUGUUGCUUAUAAUCCCAUCCUCAGCCCAUCUUAUCCUCCUGCUGCUACCAAGCCUUCCUCUCAGUCCACUGCUGCUACCAAAAAUACUAAAAGAAAACCUAAGAAAGUUCUCAAUGCUUUGGAUGUUAUGAAGCAUCAGCCUUAUCAACUUGAUGCAUCUUUAUUUACUUUUCAACCUCCAUCUAGCACUAAGGAAAGCCUAGGUAUUAAGCAGACAUCAAAGUUGUCCACUUCAAAACAAGGUCUACCUUUAAGACCACUCAGUGCUGGCUCUUCUACUAAUGUCCGGGCAUCUUCAGUGUACUCCGUACCAGCCUAUAGUUCACAACCUUCGUUCCAGUCAAAUGCCUCUACCCCAGUAAAUGAAUCGUAUUCACCUACAGGUUACUCUGCAUUUUCUAAGCCAGAAACCAUCACAUCCUCUUUGUUUACUGCUCCGAGGCCAAAAUUUUCAGCAAAGAAAGUUGGUGUCCCUGCACAGGAAAGAAGCAGUGGACGCUCAUUAUCACUUCCUGGGAGACCUUCUUCAGUCAUUUCUCGGGCCAUGUCCCCUACUUCUCCUCUUAUCUUUCAGCCUGCUCCUGAUUACUUUAGCAAGCCAGGCACAGCAGCUGACAGGCCUGGCAAGAGACCUACUCCCUGGGAAGCAGCAGCUAAAUCCCCUCUUGGCCUAGUGGAUGAAGCUUUUGCACCCCAGAAUAUUGAAGAAUCCAUUGUGGCUAAUGUAGUAUCAGCUGCUCGUAGGAAAACGCUUCCUGAGCCACCAGAUGAAUGGAAACAAAGAGCUUCUGAUGAGCCUCCGGUCCCAAGUGGUAGCACAACCUUAUUUGGCGGAAAGCAAUCAGGUAUUGUAUCACCCCCCAAAAGCACUUUGUCUGCCCCAAGUGCCACCACGCAGAGUGUCUCUCAGCCGCAGUAUGCUUACUUCAGUCAGCAGUCCAGAACAGAUCCUGAUAUCAUGUCCAUGGAUUCCCGGUCUGACUAUUACUUGUGAACAGCAGAUUCAAACUACAAUCCACAGCCAAGGGGAUGGAUGCGUCCAACAUGAACAACAGAAGGACCUGGCGUAUUUUCCCGUCGUCCAGCUUUACAAGCUUUAGAUCUGAGUUGAAGAAGGAAAGUUUCUUGCUGGCCUGACCAUCUCUGAACUGAAGAAAUGAGGAGGCAAUACAAAACGGAGCACAGUUUUCACAGGACUGCAGGCUAGUACACUAGAAUGGACUUGGCUUUACUCGUAACCUAAGAUUGUUCUGUUUCUAAAGGGUAAAACUGUAAGUUUUUGUUUGGGGGGAGAGGUGGGAAACAUGGGACAACCAAUGUGGUCAACACAAACACCCUGAAUGGAUGUAGUUGCAGACAGUACAAACGCUUGCCGUGAAGUUAAUAAGAAAAGAAUGUAAAAUCUGGGCAUUGUAAAAGCAAGAAGCAUUUUACAGGGAUCUUGUAGGUUCUCUGGAUAUAUUUGACAUCUGGGUUCCAAGCAACGAGACAUAAUCAGACUUGAGAAAGUUCCAAUGACAAUGCAAUACUCGGAAGCACUGGCUUAUUAGCCAUAUGUUUUCUUUACUGCAUUUUUAAAAAAGAACGAACGAAAUAACAUUAAUUAAUAAUUUUACUAUGGAAGCAUUUAAAAUAUGUUUAUGGUCAUGGUACCUGAACUUCUCCAACAUGUACAUGUAUGCUAAUCUCAUACAGUCAUGCAUUGCAGAUGGAUUUCAGAAUAGUUUAGAUGAAGUUCUGCACAUUGCAAUUAAUCAAUUAGUCUGGACACAAUAGGAAGAAGGGUGAUACUAACAGAGAUCAGUACCAUGAUACUUGAAGUACAAAAGGGAUUAGACAAGUAUAUUGCAAGUCAAUUUUGUAAUAAACUAUCAGACAAGUCAGAGGCUGAAACAGCCUUUGUGUCUCUGUGAAAUGCACUACUUGCUGAACACUUACUGCUACAGUGUCUAGUGAACUGACUGGCUGGGCAGUCGUUCUUAGUAUCUAGGUAGCUCAAUGUUUAGAAGGCUUUUGAUUUGUAUUCUCAGUUUGGAAGACAUAAAUGAGUUGUGUUUAUCAAGUUUGUUGUUUAUAAAGAAUAAUACCUGUACUGUGUGGAAACUGAUAUGUGAAAGAGGGUUUAUGAUAUGUGUUACGUGGUAUUAGUCUAGUAUGAGUAGAAAAUAUUUGGUGAGAUGGUUACGAUCAAACUGUCUUGAGGGAUCUGAAGAGAUGGUAAAUAAUUGUGGCUGGUGAUAAUGAGCAUUUACAUCUUAUUUAAACAACAUGAAUAUGUGGCUAAAAAUACAUGUAUUCCAAGCUUAUUGGGUAGUUUAGAUGUUGUUAAGACAUUAAAGGAAUACCCCAAGUUUUAAAAAAUGCUCUGCACCUUCCUCAUUUUGUGGGGCAUUCUUCAAAGAGAUGUCAAGCACAACCAACUAAAAUUUCUGCAAAAGCACUGUUAAUUAUCCUUAUUUUCAAUAAUGUUGUCAACAGUGAGUAAAGUGGUAAGUUUAGAAAGAAAGCUAGAACAUAUAUGCAGUAAGAAAUACAUUACAAAACAUUCUCAUCUGCAAACAUUUUUCCAUUUUAACAAUUACAAAAUAUAAUUGGUAUAAAGGAAAGAAGAAGAGGAAUCUCGAGUCCAGUUGAGCUGGAGCUUCCCAGCUUCCCGUAAGAGCAUCACGAAGCUCCCCUUAUGGAACUCAGGAAUUACAUGACGGGGAAAAAUAUAAACUUAAUGAGUUUAAGGUAGCGGUAAGUCUCUAGUCAAGCAAAAGUCCCCUUGAAAUCAAAAGCAAUCCUCCUUUUGACCAAGGAGGAAAUGAACACGUGGAUGUAGUAAACCUUGAAACUAGCAUCAUAUUGCUAUUGCACCUUAUGAAUGUCUUUCACAGAUUAUGAACAUGCGAAGAACAGAUGAUUUAGAAAAACUAAAUGAACAAGGUUGUCCUGUUAUGCCUGAAAACCAGCUUUGCACCUUAGCUUCAUACACUCACAUAAACAGAGUAAAUUUUCCUGUCCCAGAGGCAAAAAAACAUUUUUCUCUGUAGAGCUGCACACUGUUCCCUUAUCAUCACUGGGAAAAUUCCCACUGAAAUCAAUGGAACAUUGAUAGUCCAUUAGCCUUAAGGGCCUGUCUCCGGAUCCAGAUCUAUUUCCAUGGAAGUACAUGUCAGGUUUUCAGCUGAUUUCAGCAUAACUGAGGUCCAGCAGUUGCGUUUUAAUUUGAAGACA